Molecule: messenger RNA, 663 nt
Organism: Humulus lupulus (European hop)
Lineage: Eukaryota; Viridiplantae; Streptophyta; Magnoliopsida; Rosales; Cannabaceae
Exons: 1
Coding region: 1-663 (220 amino acids)
Source: RefSeq, a predicted model, not a curated record
AUGAAUUAUAUGAAAGCAUGGAGAAGUAAGGAGCGUGCACUCAACGAAUUACGAGGAAAUGCGAGGGAAUCUUACAACCUAAUACCAAGUUACUUGUACGUGCUACAAAAAACCAACCUUGGAACUAUAGUUGACAUUGAAAAAGGAGAAGAUGAUAGUUUGUUAUUUCUAUUCAUGGCCUUGAAUGCAUCUUUGAGAGGCUGGGCAAAAUGCAAACCUAUAAUAUUUGUUGAUGGCACUUUCUUGAAGUCUGCAUAUGGAGGAACGUUGCUCUCUGCUAGUGCACAGGAUGCAGGAGGUAAAAUAUUCCCACUUGCUUUUUGUAUAGCAGAUUCUGAGAACAAUAAGUCAUGGGAGUGGUUUUUCACAAAAUUGAGAGAAGCAUAUGGAGUUAGAGAAGACCAGUGUAUAAUAUCAGAUCGACAUGAAAGCAUAAUCAAAGCAACAAACAAAGUUUUCAUAGAAAUAACACAUGGCUACUGCAUGUUCCACCUGUUAAGCAACUUGAAAACAACCUACAAGAAACAUGCCAAGGAAUACAGUGUACCUUUCUUUGCUGCAGCAACCGCGUACACAGAAAAGAAAUUCGAAUAUCUUAUGAAGGAGCUUGACAAAUUUGAUAAGCGAAUAAGGCCUUAUUUGCAAAAAAAUUGGAUAUCAUAA